This is a messenger RNA of Rangifer tarandus platyrhynchus (Svalbard reindeer), 1050 nucleotides long. NCBI's taxonomy places the organism in Eukaryota, Metazoa, Chordata, Mammalia, Artiodactyla, Cervidae. The record is from the annotation of a GenBank genome assembly.
AUGGCGAAAGCCGGAGAUAAGAGCGGAGGCAGCGGAAAGAAAGGCCUGAAACGCAAAGCCGCUUCUGAAGAAGCUCAGGAGGCUGCAGUCGGUGAGGAUGGGACGACGGAAAGCGGGGUCCAACCCCCAACGACGGCUGCCUUUCCUCCAGGAUUCAGCAUUUCGGAAAUUAAGAACAAACAGCGGCGACACUUAAUGUUCACGCGGUGGAAACAGCAACAGCGGAAGGAAAAGUUGGCGGCUAAGAAAAAACUUAAAAAAGAGAGAGAAGCUCUUGGUGAUAAGGCUCCACCAAAGCCUAUACCCAAGACUAUUGACAACCAGCGAGUGUAUGAUGAAACCAUAGUAGAUCCUAAUGAUGAAGAGGUUGCUUAUGAUGAAGCUACAGAUGAAUUUGCUUCUUACUUCAAUAGACAAACUUCUCCCAAGAUUCUCAUCACUACAUCAGAUAGACCUCAUGGGAGAACAGUACGACUCUGUGAACAGCUCUCUACAGUUAUACCAAAUUCGCAUGUUUAUUACAGAAGAGGACUGGCUCUGAAAAAAAUUAUUCCACAGUGCAUCUCAAGAGAUUUCACAGACCUGAUUGUUAUUAAUGAAGAUCGUAAGAUACCAAAUGGAUUAAUUCUGAGUCACCUGCCCAACGGCCCAACUGCUCACUUUAAAAUGAGCAGUGUUCGUCUGCGUAAAGAAAUUAAGAGAAGAGGCAAAGACCCAACAGAACACAUACCAGAAAUAAUUUUGAACAAUUUUACAACACGACUGGGUCAUUCUAUUGGACGUAUGUUCGCAUCUCUCUUUCCCCAUAAUCCUCAGUUUAUUGGAAGGCAGGUUGCCACAUUCCACAAUCAACGGGAUUAUAUCUUCUUCAGAUUUCACAGAUACAUAUUCAAGAGUGAAAAGAAAGUGGGAAUUCAGGAACUUGGACCACGUUUUACCUUAAAAUUAAGAUCUCUUCAGAAAGGAACCUUUGAUUCUAAAUAUGGAGAAUAUGAAUGGGUCCAUAAGCCCCGGGAAAUGGAUACAAGUAGAAGAAAAUUCCAUUUAUAA